Molecule: messenger RNA, 2608 nt
Organism: Ctenopharyngodon idella (grass carp)
Lineage: Eukaryota; Metazoa; Chordata; Actinopteri; Cypriniformes; Xenocyprididae
Exons: 1
Coding region: 298-1152 (284 amino acids)
Molecular function (GO): protein binding
Source: RefSeq, a predicted model, not a curated record
AUGUGGGGAUCGAUUUCUUUUCUUUUUUUUUUUUUUUAAACGCUCUACAAUAAACUCAUUUCCAGCAUGAGUGGAUGUGUGUUUCUGCAGAGCCAUGACAAAAUGAGCGAUUGGGUGGAAAUAAUUCGACGGCGCACAAUAAGAGAGCGGGCGCUGUCUGUGAGCGCAUGCGCACUGAGCUCACACUGCAGAGCGGGGGGUCAGUGACAGACAGACAUGACACCGAAUCGAGACGAGAUCCGCUGAAUCCCAGCUCUGCUUUUCGGCACGGAAUGACGCGCGCUGCCUGAAUCCCAGAUGGACGACGAGCGCAAGCAGCACAAGUUUAUCUCGUUCCUGUUCUAUCAGGCGGUGCGGGACCUGAAGCCCGUGUGGAUGCUCGAGGACAUGCGCACCAUGGAGGCGUUUUACUGGGAGGAGGACGCGAAGCAGAGGACGUACAGCCCGUCCGAAGCGCUUCUUUACGCGAUCGUGCACGACCACCAGCCGUACGCGCAGUAUCUGCUCAGUCAGUAUUCGGACGAGGCGCUGGCCAUGCCCGGGGAGCGCUUCUGCUGCUGCCCGUCCUCCGCGCCGCACUUAGCCAUGGCCGUCCGCUACGACCGACGGGACAUUCUGGGUCACAUAUUGCAGGUGGCACACCGCCUGCCGGGCCUGCGCUCGUACAUGAAUCGCGGCGGCUGCUUCCAUCUGGAGGACGGUAAGACCCCGCUUCACCUGGCCUGCGAACUGCUGCGCGCCGACGCCGUCAUGCUGUUGCUAGGCAACGGCGCGUCCCCACAGGCCGUGGACCACAACGGCAUGACGCCGCUCGACGUCAUUCUCCAGCAGCUGUGGGACUCCAAGGUGAACGUGGGGGCCAAGAAGUCCUGUCUGGACAACCUGCUGAUGUUCAUGCCGGUGAUGCGCUUCAAAAUGAAGAGUUCCCUGCAGAAAGAGCGCAAGUGCUGGUCCCAGGUGCUCGGGGAGGACAAACUCAACUACCUCAUCGGACGGGAUCCGGCGCCGCUCUUCCUCAUCGCCAUGCAGAGGAUCCUGGCGCAGCUGCCGCCCGAGCAGUUCCCCAAGAGCCUGGACAAACUGCCCAUCCCAGCCUCCCUCAAACCCCUGCCCAAACCACACACACACGGCAGCCAGUUAAAAGUGGCCUAGUGUGUGUGUGUGUGUGUGUGUGGCAUGAACUGUAUGGACGAUCAAAACCAUUGCGAACAUACGUGAGCAAUAUUGUCUUCCUGUUUGUUGUCUUACACUCGUUUUAAUCAUGUAUGUGAAUUCAAAUAAUCGAUGAUCUGAUUUUAAAACCGCUGGACCCACUUUAUGUUAAGUGUCUUUAACUACCAUGUACUAACAUUUAAAUUAAUCAUUUGAUACAAUGCACUUAUUGUGUAGAAACAUUUAAUUAAAAAUAAUGACAUGUAUAAUUACACUGUUCAUCUUCCCUUACAUCUUAAGGGAUAGUUCACCCAAAAAUGAAAAUUCUGUCAUCAUUUCCUCACCCUCAAGUGAGUAAGAUAUUUUGAAGAAUAUGAGUAACCAAACAGUUUACGCCCAUUAAAAAAGAAAGAAAAAAAAAACUAUGGAAAGCAAUGGAGUCCAUAAACUGUUUGGUUACCCAUAUUCUUCAAAAUAUCUUCUUUUGUGUUCAGCAGAAGAAAGAAAUUAAUACAGGUUUGGAACAAUUUGAGGGUGAACUGACCCUUAAACAUACCCAUACCAGCAAACCCAUCCUAACCGCACCUGUAUUACACCUCACUAGCAGCAGAAGUGUUUCUACAGUACAUCAUUAACACAAUAAGUACAUUGUAUCUAACAUUUGUUUUACGGAAAUGGGUUAGUUCACCCAAAAUGAAAAUUUCUGUCAUUAAUUCCUCCACACCUGUAAGACCUUCGUUCAUCUUCAGAACACAAAUUAAGAUAUUUUUGAUGAAAUCUGAGAGGUAUAUGACUCGUCCAUAGACAGCAAUAUAAUCAACACUUUCAAGGUCCAGAAAGGAACUAAAGACAUCGUUAAAACAGUCAUGUGACUGCAGUGGUUCAACCUUAAUGUUAUGAAGAGACGAGAAUACUUUUUGUGCGCAAAAACAAAACAAAAAUAAUGACUUUAUUCAACAAUCUCUUCUCUUCUGUGUCAUUAUCUUACGUUGUUUACGUCCAGCGCUUCCAGGUUCUUCGUCAGAGCGCUGACUCAUUAUUGGCCGGCUCCUUUGUAACAUUAUUGUUGAACCACUGCAGUCACAUGACUGUUUUAACGAUGUCUUUAGUUCCUUUCUGGACCUUGAAAGUGUUGAUUAUAUUGCUGUCUAUGGACGAGUCAUAUACCUCUCAGAUUUCAUCAAAAAUAUCUUAAUUUGUGUUCUGAAGAUGAACGAAGGUCUUACAGGUGUGGAGUAAUUAAUGAGAGAAUUUCAUUUUUGGGUGAACUAACCCUUUAAAUUCACCUUAUAUAAGGUGGGACCAAACUUUUAUACUUGAGACAAAAUAUGCAAACUCUACUGUAUGAGUUGAUGUGAGAUUUAUUUAUGAAAGCUGUCUGGCUCUUUACCUCAUGAACCUCCUGUGCUGAUCUGAGAGCAGUGAAACGGACUGAUUAAAACAAUCCUGAUCCAGA